Molecule: messenger RNA, 2710 nt
Organism: Gekko japonicus
Lineage: Eukaryota; Metazoa; Chordata; Lepidosauria; Squamata; Gekkonidae
Gene: KBTBD11
Product: kelch repeat and BTB (POZ) domain containing 11
Exons: 3
Coding region: 282-2276 (664 amino acids)
Molecular function (GO): protein binding
Source: RefSeq, a predicted model, not a curated record
GGCUGAAGGUGACGGUGGAGGAAAGAUGAAUGAUGACUCCGUAAGAAACAGAAGAUCUCAUUGAAGCUAAUAUGCAAGUAUUGAUGCCAGCUUGCUGACCACAAAGACAACUUGAUGGGGGAAUUGCUUUUCAAAAUAUUCUGAAAAUGUACAGUGUUGCAGUUCAUUUAUUCCACUGAAAUAACCAUAGAAAUAAAUUUUGGAAUGACUAUAUUUGAAACUUGUUGAUCUUCACAAAAAGGGCCAUUUCCCAAGCACUCACCGUGGAAGGAAUACAAAAGAUGCCAUCUAUCACCAGAACUUCAGGUGAGAACGGGAAUGCCAACGAGGCGAAGAAGCGCUGCGAGGAGAUGGAGCCGCCGCUAGCGUCCCCGGGGAAAGUCGCCAGCGGGGAAUCGGCGGAGAGAAGCAGCAGCAGCGAGCAGCCCGCCGCGAUGGAAGGGCGCGUUGCCGCCGAGCAAGAGAACGGGGGCAGCGCAGAGGAGCCGAGCGCGGCGCAGCUCCCCUUGCAGGCGCCCUGCGGCCUCAGCUCUUCCCUGUGCUUCAGCUCGCCCGGCAGCGGAGACAAAGCCACGCCACCGGAGCCCGACGCCGCCGCCUCCUCCUCCUCGUCGUCCUCUUGCAGCAGCAGCAGCAGCAACUGCCGCGUGGUGCAGAGCCAGUGGGAGAUCAACAACGCGGCGUCGGAAGAGGAGGAGAGCGGCAGCAGGCAGGCGGCCCCGACGGGCGUUUGCGGGCAGCAGCCGUCGCCACCGCUGGAUGUGUGCGCCGCGCAGGUCACGGAGGAGCCGGACCUGGUGAUCGAGGUGUCCGGGCGCCGGAUCCAGGCCCACAAGGCGGUGCUGGCGGCCAAGAGCGACUAUUUCCGCGCGCGCGCCUCGCGGGACAUCCUUCGCGUCAAGGGGGUGAGCUACGGGGCGCUGGGCCAGCUGCUGGAGUACAUGUACACGGGGCGCAUGGGCGAGGUGCGCCCCGACAACCUGGCCGAAGUGGUGAGCGGCGCCCGCGUACUCCAGAUGCCCCGCGCCUUGCAGUGCGCCGCCGAGGCCAUGAGGGCGCAGCUCCGCCUGGACAACUGCUUCCAGCUCCUGAGCCUGGCCAAGAAGCAGCGGCUGGCCGAGCUGCGGGAGGCCACCUACCGCUUCAUGAGCGACCACUACCUGCAGGUGCUGCGCGAGCCCGCCGUCUACGGCCGCCUCACCGGCGCCGAGAGGGACCUGAUCCUGCAGCGCCGCCUGGAGGCCGGCAAGCCCUGCCUGCUGGUGGCCGAGGUGAGCGACGCCUUCGAGAGGCUCAGCGGCGGCAGCCGCCCGCAGAGCCGCGAGAGCAGCCGCCCGCAGAGCCCCUCCUCCGUGGUCUCCUUGGACGAGAGCAGCUAUCUCCUCCACAGCUACCAUGAGGCGGCCAAGGAGUGGAGGGUACUGACCCGUCUGCCCGACGAGGCCAACACCAAGGGGUGCGCCAUGUGCGUCCUCUACAACUACCUUUUCCUGGCUGGAGGCAUCUCCACAGCGCCAGGCGACCAGCGGGCGAGGCUCUCGGACAAGGUCUUUUGCUACAACCCCUUGACUGACACCUGGAGUCAGGUGAAGCCCAUGGGGCAGCCUCGCUCACAGCUCAAACUCCUGGCCCUAGACGGCUGUCUUUAUGCCGUGGGGGGCGAGUGCCUCUUCACAGUGGAGAAAUAUGACCCCCGGGCAGAUCGGUGGAAUCCAGUGGCCCCUUUGCCUAAAGGUGCUUUUGCUGUGGCUCAUGAAGCCACCACCUGCAGUGGGGAGAUCUAUGUGUCCGGUGGAUCCCUCUUCUACCGUUUGCUGAAAUAUGACCCCAAGCGGGAUGAGUGGCAGGAGUGUCCUUACAACAGCAGCCGCCGACGCUCUGCUGACAUGGUGGCCUACAAAAACUUCAUCUACCGGUUUGAUGUCAGUGGUGGUCGUGGGGAGCAGGGGCAGGCUGGGGGGGUGGAAGUCUUCCGGUACAAUACAGUGGCCAAGCACUGGAGUCAGUGUGCCUCCUUGCGCCCCAGCGGCAGCCCUGUCCAGCCAUUCCGCUGCGCUGCCUUGGGCAGCACCAUCUUCUGUGUCAACCGGACUGGAAUGCUGUGCUUUAACCUGUCCCAGAAUGGUGAGGUGGAAGCAGAUGGUGGAUUGAAAGGCACCUUUGACACAGAACUGUUCAAAGCCCCGUUUGAUGCUAAAGGGGUCCUCCUCCCAUUUGUGCUUACUCUGCCAGAGAGAGAGAAAACAUUGGAACCGGAGAGCCCGCUGGCAUUGUAAGAAGUGGCCCUUCCGAUACACAGGUCAUGCUAGGGCCCAGUCCUGUUUAUGGAUGUCAGUAGUGCAGGAACGCCACCGAGGGAAAGAUCAGAGAGGGUGAAUGUGGUGUUCUCCAAAAUUCAGGGUAGUGAUGGAGUGGGCAGAAGGGCUAUACAGGCAGCUGAGUGAAAAGUCAUCUCUGUGUUACUUAAUACUUUUGUAGCUACAGAGGCUAACUGAAGACCACUGUUAGAUGUCCUUAAUUCACACAAUGCAUGCCCAGCAAUGGAGGCUUAUGUAGUGUCCCACCUAAAGUGUUGACCAGCUGGCUGCAACUGUUCUAAGCUUCCUAGCAUACUUAAUGUAGAAAAGAAGUCACCUCUUGACACUUAUAGAACCAGUCAGUGAAAAGCUGCUAAAAUAGAGUUAUUGUUGAGCAAUGUCUGUGCUACUUU